Molecule: messenger RNA, 1540 nt
Organism: Trichosurus vulpecula (common brushtail)
Lineage: Eukaryota; Metazoa; Chordata; Mammalia; Diprotodontia; Phalangeridae
Product: H-2 class II histocompatibility antigen, E-S beta chain-like
Exons: 6
Coding region: 66-866 (266 amino acids)
Biological process (GO): peptide antigen assembly with MHC class II protein complex; positive regulation of T cell activation; immunoglobulin production involved in immunoglobulin-mediated immune response
Cellular component (GO): membrane; MHC class II protein complex
Molecular function (GO): MHC class II protein complex binding
Source: RefSeq, a predicted model, not a curated record
AUGAAGUGAAGGUCAUCUUGAAUGUUCUAUCUCUAUGAGUCCCUUAUACUCAUCUUGUCUCCAGGAUGCUAUGUGUCUUGCUGCUCCAGGGCAUCUGGACAGAGGUUCUGGCUGUGACUCUGCUGGUGCUGAAUUCCCAGGUGGCUGCAGGGAGACAUGCCCCAGAGCACUUCACCAUGUAUUCUACAUCUGAGUGUUACUUUGUGAACGGGACGGAGCACGUGCAGUUUGUGGAGAGAUACAUCUACAACCGGCAGGAGUUUCUGCGCUUCGACAGCGCCGUGGGGGAGUAUGUGGCGGUGACGGAGCUGGGGCGGCCCACUGCUGAAAAUUGGAACAGAGACAAGGAUCUCCUGGAGAGCAGACGGACCGCGGUGGACUGGUUCUGCAGGGUCUGGUAUAAGCUGGCUGAACCCUUCUCAGUGCGCAGGCGCGUUGAGCCCAAGGUGACUGUGUAUCCAUCAAAGAGGGCUCCCCUGGGACACCACAACCUGCUUGUCUGCUCUGUCACUGGUUUCUAUCCUGGGGACAUUGAGGUCAGGUGGUUCCUGAAUGGGCAGGAGGAGACAGCUGGGGUUGUGUCCACAGGCCUGAUAAGCAAUGGAGACUGGACCUACCAGAUCCUGGUGAUGUUGGAAAUGAUCCCCAAGCAUGGAGAUGUCUACACCUGCCAAGUGGAGCACUCCAGCCUUCAGAGACCUGUCGUCUUGGACUGGAAAGCACAGUCUGAAUCUGCCCAGAGUAAGAUGCUGACUGGAGUCGGGGGCCUCGUGCUGGGGCUGAUCUUCUUUGGGGUUGGCCUCAUUGUCCAUAAGAGGAGUCAGAAAGGAAAUCAGGGUUCACAACCAACAGGACUCCCGAGCUGAUCUGUGAGGCUGUGUCCCCUAGAACUGUUGCAUCCCCACAGCCUCCCUUUCACAUUUGGAGGCUGCUGCUUGUGCCUAGAUCUCCAAGAAUUAGCUCUACUGCCCCCUUCCUAGGCAUGGCUCCUUUGCUGUAUCUUUGACUCUGUCUGGACUCUGGCAUUUCCUCAGCAGAGCUUCAGAGACGCUCUUCACUCUCCUUUGUUUCUGUACCUUUUUUAAAAAUCAAUUUUUGUCCCUUGAACCUUCACCCCAAGAAUUAGAAGACUGAGAGUGAACUGGUGCUUGGGGACACAGAGACAAAGUGAGGGGAGCAGAGAAGGAAACUUCAGCUUUUGGGAUUUGUAGAAUCUGUCAAAGUGUGAAAUGCCUCCAGAGGUGCAGAUUGCGAUCCAUCCACACCUUUUCAUCCUGCAAGCCUCUUGUCCAUUUCCUUCCAUAAUUACUGCAGAAGUCGGUUAAUUGACAUGCUGGUGGCUUUCCUCCACAUUUCUUUAUAUUGCGUAGAUUCCAGUGGCCCUCACAGGCUGUCUGUGCAGACAUCCUUAGCUUUCCGUCUGUGAUGGGCCCCCUCAUUCUGGUGAUACCUCUCUCCGAUGACUUUCCUUCUACCGCUUCUGCUCAGUUCUUCCUUCACAUAUAAUGUAGCCUGUGUUUGCCUAUCGUGGGCCUUCAAA